CCAGCACCAAGAUGAGUGUCACCUCCUGGUUCCUGGUGAGCAGCAGCGGCACCCGCCACCGGCUCCCACGAGAGCUCAUCUUUGUGGGGCGAGAUGAGUGUGAGCUUAUGCUGCAGGGAAACUGAAGGUGGAGAGCUCAAGCAUGAACAGAGAGAGCCCAGGAAGGCUAUGCAACCCCUGUCACCCGCACCAUGGUCACCAGUCUACCUCCCACCCCAUGUCCUCUCAGCUGUCUUCCCCUCUCUCUCCUGUGGGCCACCUCUGCUGGGAAGUCCUUACUGCCACAUCACACCUGGCCCCAGGUCGCCACCCCCAGUCUGCCUCACCCAUCCUGGCAGUCCCGCAGCGUGGAUAAGCAGCAUGCCGUCAUCAACUAUGACCCUGACCGAGACGAGCACUGGGUAAAGGAUCUGGGCAGUCUCAAUGGGACUUUCGUGAAUGACGUGCGAAUCCCAGACCAGAAGUACAUCACCCUGAAGCUCAACGACGUCGUCCGCUUUGGCUAUGAUUCCAACAUGUAUGUGCUGGAGCGGGUACAGCACCGUGUGCCUGAGGAGGCCCUCAAGCAUGAGAAGUACACCAGCCAGCUGCAGGUGGGUGUCAAGAGCCCGGCACCCAGGAGGAACGAGGCGCCACCUGAAUUCACAGCCUACUGCGAGUCCUCUCACCCCAGGCCAGAGAAGGGAGACCGGAGACCUACCGAGUCGGUGGUGUACCGCACACCUUUGUAUGGGCAGCCGUCCUGGUGGGGUGAGGAUGACAGUGGCACACCGCCCGAGGACCGGCGCCAGGAGGAUCCCUACCCAGAGCGGGCCAAGGAGUCAGCACAGCAGGAUGGCGAGCUGGGCGCCCCACCAGCCAGCUUUUGCACUCCUGUCGAGCCUCAGGGCUACUCUUUCCGGCGGGAACCCAGCUACUUUGAGAUCCCCACAAAGGAGGCACCUCCACCACCAUCACGGCCACCAGAGGUGCCAGAGCGUGAGGUGCCCACCAAGGACGAGGAGGUGAUGGGUGGUAGCGGGGCUGCGCCUGUGGUGCAGAGCCACGCUUCCUUCACCAUCGAGUUUGACGACUGUAGCCCUGGCAAAGUGAAGAUCAAGGACCACAUCACCAAGUUCGCCCUGCGCCAGCGGCGGCCCACUGGCAAGGAUGCCACGCCUACAGAGAUGGUCUCCGCCGAGACCAAGGUGGCUGACUGGCUGGUGCAGAACGACCCAAGCUUGCUGCGCCGAGCUGGCCCGGCCGACGACCGCCACAGCACCAAGAGCGAUUUACCCAUGCACACCCGCACCCUGAAAGGUCACAAGCAUGAAGACGGAACACAGAGUGACUCAGAGGACCCCCUGGUCAAGGCAGCUCCAGUAGCCGGUACCCCUGUGGAGGCCGGCGGGGAGCAGAUGCGGCUGCAGAGGCAGAUCAAGCGAGAUCCCCAGGAGCUGCUGCACAACCAGCAGGCCUUUGUCAUCCAGUUCUUUGAUGAGGACACACCCCGCAAGAAGCGGUCACAGUCCUUCACACAUACCCCACCCGGAGACCCCAAGGCUGACAAGCGCCGGGGCCCUGGGUCCACAGAUCGAGAACGCCCGGGCACUCCUGCGCGGGGGACAGCAGGCAGCAGCUUGGGGUCCCAGAGGGCCAGCUCACUGAAACGAGAGAAGACAGAGGAGCGGCUGGCCAGUGCCUCACUGGCCACUCGGACCCCUGCUCGUCCCUUUGGCAGUGUGGGCCGCCGCUCCCGCCUGGCCCAGGACUUCAUGGCCCAAUGCAUGCGGGAAAGCUCCCCAGCCACCAGGUCCAGUGCUGAGAAGGUGUCCCCGGGGCCACCCGCACCCUUGACAUCCUGUGGGGCCAGUCCCAUGGCCUCCCCGGCUACACCACCCCCUCCUGCUGAACCACAGUUGCUCAAGGCACACAGACAGGAUGAGGACGACAGCCUCAGCGAUGCAGGCACUUACACCAUCGAGACAGAGGCUCAGGACAGGGAAGUGGAGGAGGCCCGCAAGAUGAUCGACCAGGUAUUUGGUGUACUUGAGUCCCCUGAACUCUCCAGAGUGUCCUCAGCUACCUUCCGCCCUGUGAUCAGAGGGGACAGUGACGGAGGCAUGGCCCAGAGAAUGGCCUUGCUGCAGGAGUUUGCCUCCCGGCCGCUGGGUGUGAACCCCUCGUUGGAGCACCAGGGCCUAAUGGUUCCAGGAUGCCCUGGAGGUCAGAAGUGGGUGUCGCGCUGGGCCAGCCUGGCCGACAGCUAUUCAGAUCCCAGCCUAGCAGAGGACAGCCUGAGACACAGAGCAGGAGAGCCUGAGGGGGCCCCGCCUACACGCACCAGACGACUGCUUCCCCAGCUGCCCAGUGACAGGGCUGACAGCCCUUCGGGCCCAGAGGCCACCAGGAGGAAUGGGCUCGGGCUGCCAGAGCAGGGCAUCGAGCAGCCCACCCACCUGGUUAGCCAGGAGGACCUAGACCCUGAUAGCCUCAGUGAUGCCAGUGGUUCAGAUGGAGGCCAGGGCUCUGAGCUGGGCACAGAGCAGCUGGAAGACAGGCACAGGACCCCUCAGGAGGGCCUGGCCUGGGCCAAGGGGCGACGGUCGCCAAAGGCUCCUGGGGAACCUGCCCCCGUCUCUUUCUACAUUGGCGACCAGAAUGAGGCCGUUGGUUCCCGGAAACCCUUGGCACCUCCUAGGGAGGCAGAGGGUCCUAGGCGAGUGACCCAGGCCAGCCCCUCGGCAAGGGACGGCCUCUACAUGAGCAGCAGUGGGAGGAUGGUCAUCCAGCUGCACACUGGGUGCUCCCCCGAGCCCAGCAGCUCUGGCCCCAUCCUACCACAGGAGGCUCCAGGCUUUGUGCGGCAGGAGAGCUUCACCAAGGAGCCAGCAAGUGGCUCCCCAACACCUGGCAAACUCCCGCACAUUCCCAGCCACCCGCUCCUGCAGGACCUGACUGCGGUCCGGGCCACACGCAUGGAUCUCCAUGCACAGGAUACGCACCUGAUUCUGAAGGAGACAGAGACAGCCCUGGCAGCCUUAGAGGCCCAGCUUCUCUCCAAGACCACGGACAAAGAAGACGAGGGGGGCAGCAUUCCCAGGCAGCCAGACGACUCCCUCUCUGGGGACUCAGACGUGGACACUGCCAGCACCAUCAGCCUGCUCAGUGGCAAGAACGGGCCUAGCCCUACGACCCCACAGCCUCUAGGACCACAGAAGGAGAGGCUGCCGUCUCCGCCAGUGGCUCAGGACCCAGGGGCGAUCACCCUGGGCAGCGCGCGUGAGCGACUCUCAGAGAAGCAGCAUCGCUCGACAGGUCCUGGUGACCUGGGCCGAGGAGAGGCGGCGCGGCACCUGGCUGUCCGGCGCGGCCAGGGUCCCCGAGGGUCCCAGGACUGGCCCGAGGACCGUGGCUCCAACCUCACCCACCUGCCCCGCGCAGACACAGGCACCCCCAACCAUGAGACCCCAGAGACCACUGGGGCAGGUCGCCCAGGUCCUCGCCGGAAACCAGUGGCCCCACCUUCCCUGGCUGCCCAGGAGGAGCAGAGCCGUGGUUCUACCAGUGUCCAGAAGGUGCAGCAGGCACUGACCCGCUCUAAUAGUUUGUCCACCCCGCGGCCUACACGGGCUUCCCGGCUCAGGCGGGCCCGGCUGGGGGACACCUCUGACACCGAGGUCACGGACAGUGAUCGGGGAGCCACAGGCAACCCUGAGCCAGUGAGCCGACCAGCUGCCGAACAGGCCAAGAAGCUGUCUCGCUUGGACAUCCUGGCUAUGCCCCGGAAGCGGGCUGGCUCCUUCACAGGGCCCAGCGACUCUGAGGCGGCCCCUGCCCACACAGGCUUUUCUGGCCGCAGUGUGGACCUGUGCUGUGCCAACCGCAAGCCCACCAUGGCUGAUGCCCGUGUUGCCGCCCGCAAAGCUGCUGCCACAGCCACCGCAGGCUCCCGCCAGCCCUUUAGCAGGGCACGCCCGGGCAGUGCCAGAUACUCCUCCAACACUCGUCGUCGGCAGCAGGGCUCGGAUUACACAUCCACCUCCGAGGAGGAGUACGGCUCCCACCACAGCUCCCCCAAACAUGCACGCUCCCAUACCUCAACAGCCACGCAGACCCUGCGGGCCAGCAGUGUAGGCCGGGUUCGUUCCCGGGCCCCUGGCCCUCGGGACACAGACGAUGAUGAGGAGGAGCCUGACCCCUACGGGUUCAUCGUGCAGACGGCUGAGAUUGCAGAGAUUGCCAGGCUGAGCCAGACGCUAGUGAAGGAUGUGGCCACUCUGGCCCAGGAGAUCCACGACGUGACUGCAGAUGGCGAUCCGAUGGGCUCCUCGGGGCUGGCACGUAGCCCAUCUCUUGGGAACAUGCCCAGCACCCCCGCCUCAACCAUCUCUGCCCGAGAGGAGCUGGUACAACGCAUCCCGGAGGCCAGCCUCAACUUCCAGAAGGUGCCGCCUGGGGCUCUGACCUCUCGGGAUCUGGACCAGAACAUGAACAACAGCCACGAGGAUGCCUUUGGCAACAAGACAAGGCCUCGAAACCGUGAGGAGGUGAUCUUUGACAACCUGAUGCUGAACCCGGUGUCCCAGCUGUCCCACGCCAUCCGGGAGAACACUGAGCAUCUCACCGAGAAGAUGAAGAUCCUCUUCCAAAACACGGGCCGUGCAUGGGAGGACCUGGAAGCCAGGAUCAACGCAGAGAAUGAGGUGCCUAUCCUGAAGACAUCCAACAAGGAGAUCAGCUGCAUCCUGAAGGAGCUGCGGCGCGUACAGAAGCAGCUGGAAGUCAUCAAUGCCAUCGUGGACCCCAGCAUCAGCUUGGACCUUCUCACGGGAAACAGGACUCCCACAGGCCCCACUGCACAGGGGCUGGGGAAAGGCCCCACCGUGCCUGCUCCAGCUGAGAGCCUGCUGCCCCUGAGGGGCUUCCCACCAAGGGCCACCUGUGGGCCACCCAGCCUCCCUGAGCCUGCCUUCCUUCCCGAUGCCGAGCACUUCCUGAUCUAGGCCCCGGCCAGGCCAGGCCUCCUGUGCCUGACUGUCCACCGGUAGACCUGCCGCCCAGCCACAGUGUCUCUGAAUCCCCUUCAUGUGCCAUAGCCCCAUGGGCGGGCACCUCCUGCCCUGCCAGCACCCCACCCACCUUGCCACCCCCAUGGCCACUGUACACUGGGGCCUCCUGGCCCAGCUCUUGGUGUGGCCGCUGCCAAAGGCACACCCCCCAACCUGUCAUUUUGUCAUUAGCUUUCAAGGCAAGAGUAGCCUGUGCCAUGGCAGUACCCUGCUGAUCUAUCCCCACCUGGAUGCUGGCCCAAAGCCAGGCAAGGAAGGGAUGGACUGGGGCUGUUCAGUGCCAAAUGGGAGCUGGAGGCCUGUGCCCUGGCCAGAGCUACUCCGGAGAGUCCAGCAGCCAAUGUGGCUGUGGCAAAAUCGGAGCAGGGACCCCACAGCUCCUAGCUUUUGGUGCCAACACAACUGCCAAACCCCCAAGCUUGAGGGCUCCCAGUGGGGCCCUCCCAAGUAUGGGCAUAGGUAGGGGGACGCAGGCAGUUGUUGGGGCAGCCCCAGUGCCCCUCGAUGCUGUACUGAAGGUGUGGGGUGGCAGGGGCACCAGCAGCCCUUCGGAGAGGGAGGACUUAACCAAAGUGACUGGAAACAGGUUUCUGGAAGCUCAUGCAGGGGUGUAGACAGCGUGCCCAGUUCUACCCCUGUCCUCCCAGAUGCUGUGGGCAUUAAAUGGGCAUCUGCAACAGGCAGUAGCCUGAUCCCUUGCAGGGACAGCAGGGACACAGGGACGGGCCCAGAGCAGUGAUGCUUUCUCAGGAUUCUUCCAGCUGGGAACUGGCCCCUCUGCGGUGCCCCUCUGGAGCCCCAGGUCACAGCACCAAGGCUGCGCAGGGUGGGGCGAGGGCUGGGGCAGCCACAGGCGGAUCUGAAGGCCAUGGCGGCGACGCAGCUCCCUGUUUACAGUUUGCUGACAUGGAGCCAGGUACCUGUGCCCCAGCCCCCCUGAUGUUUACGUGCGUGCGUGCGUGUGUGGGGCCAGGUGCAAGACGCCACUGGCCCCACCCCAAGAGCCUGCUGUCCCUUUGGAGGAGGUGCUAGCCGGGCUGCAGCCCGCCUGCAUUCCCCACGCAGUGGCCCACAGCCUGGCUUCAGGAGCACAGUGGCCACUCACCUUUGUCCACGCCCCGCCCUUGGUCACCGCUGUACAAUUUUUUUAUGCACACGUUGGUGUUCCUCCCCAUGUCACAGUCCUGGUCCCCCCACCGGCCCUAGACCUGGGUACAUACCACCCCGGCUGGCUUCUCGGUGGUGUCUCUACAUUGUUCUCAGGUGGUCUUGUGGAUGUCUCAGAAAUGGUUAUUUUAUAUGAUUUGUCAUGGAGUUUGUUCUAAUAAAUCAUUCUUGUAUCACGUGGCAGCA
Molecule: messenger RNA, 6404 nt
Organism: Cavia porcellus (domestic guinea pig)
Lineage: Eukaryota; Metazoa; Chordata; Mammalia; Rodentia; Caviidae
Gene: Cep170b
Product: centrosomal protein 170B
Exons: 19
Coding region: 192-4985 (1597 amino acids)
Molecular function (GO): protein binding
Source: RefSeq, a predicted model, not a curated record